This is a messenger RNA of Haliotis rufescens (red abalone), 12955 nucleotides long. Its product is annotated as putative Polycomb group protein ASXL2. Lineage: Eukaryota; Metazoa; Mollusca; Gastropoda; Lepetellida; Haliotidae. Gene Ontology annotation, molecular function: chromatin binding; DNA binding. The transcript is spliced from 9 exons. Gene Ontology annotation, cellular component: PR-DUB complex. Gene Ontology annotation, biological process: animal organ morphogenesis; positive regulation of transcription by RNA polymerase II. The record is from RefSeq and is a predicted model, not a curated record. Bases 217 to 3105 code for a protein of 962 amino acids.
GGAAAAUGGCGGCGAUCACACAACUUCUAAGCAGAUAAACAACAAAGUUUUGUCCUGUAUUGUGGAAUCUAUCAAGCAUUUCCAGCUAUAACGGAUAAAUACUGAAAAAAUAGUUUUCAAAGAAACAAGAUUAACUCUCUGAUUGCCACAACUACGUGAGUAUGACCUGAGUUGUCAAGGUUACAAGGGAGCCGUGCAGACUUGUCAUGGACUACAAUGGAGCCCAGCACUUCAGGAAGCGGAUCAAGUGUCACGGUGGGAGCCGGAGGCAGGAGCAUCAGGCAGUCUCUUCGCACAAAAAAAGCAAAGGUGAGCUUCUCACCUACACUAAACAAUGCAGCAUCGUCAUCCAGCAGCCAGACUGGGGGCACAGGGACUAGGUCCGGCCAGGGUCAACAGGCAGAGAAGAAUGGCCCCACAAAGGUCAACAACAACCAGACAGCCUCUGCCAUUGGUGGCCUGCUAGGUCACGCUUCCCCCAACAAAACACAGACUCUCCGGGAUCUUCUGGCCUCCACUCAGUUUAGUAUGAAGCCACGCAAGCGGUCCAACAAGAGGAAGAGUAUAGCUGCGCAGAUAGCCCAGACAAAGGAGGGCUGCAUUGACAUGACGCCAGACUCCAUCCUUGUAAACACAAACCUCAAGGCAUUACUAAACUAUGACACUUUCAACAUGCUGCCUGCUGCAUACCGGUACAAACUCAUCACACUGCUGCCUGAGUGUGACAAACUACCCGACACAGAGAACUCACUCAGCAUCAGUCCAACAGCACUGAAUAAUGAGUUCUUUGCCAAAGCACAACAGGAGUGGAGAGAAAGGCUAUCAGAAGGUGAAUUUACUCCAGAAAACAUGCAACGCUUGAAGCAAGAAGAGGAGAAGGAACAGACCAAACUUGACCCUUGGAAGGCUAAACAUUUUGAGACUUUCUGGGGACAAAGGAUAUUAAAGGAUGUACCGAAAGCCACUGGUCCAUCGCCUAUCAAGCCUGUGAACUCCGUGCCUGCUGCCAAGAAGAAUACAGCCCAUAAACGAAGCAUGUUGGUGUCGUCCAUGUUGCGCCACAAGUCAUUAUCCAAAGCCGUAGCAGCAAGUGUGGAGUCAGUGAUGCCAGCCGGAUCACAUAGUAUAACCAACAGCAUUUCUACAGCAUCCAGUGCCCAGGUGGGACUGCUGACCACUGUCUCAACAACAGUGACUGCAACCGUCACAUCCACCACAGCCAAUGCUGCAGCUUCAACGACCAAAGUAGACAAAGCUGAAGUAAGCCCAACGCCAGCCAAGAAGCAAAGAUUGUCACCCAGUCAGCGGCAAGCUCAGGCUAAGACCCUGGCUCAGAUCAAGGCUCAGACUGAGGCUGCUCGGAGUCAGAAGUCACAGUCAGCUGAACCGGUUAGUCCGUUACGGACAGCUUUAACGAACACUCCUCCAGAGGUUGUUGACGUUUCGUCUGCUAAGUCUGUUCAAACUGGUUCUGUUGUUACAACCCCAGGAAUUAUUAAGGUCGCUGGGCAGACUAGGACUUUAGCUCAGAUCAAAGCUCGGACUCAAGCUGCCAAAGCUCAGACAACUGUGUCAAUCAUCUCUCCACCUCAGACCAGGUCUUCGACUAAUGUGUCCCAAAACUCAUCAGUACGGAGCCUGUUGACGAGUCCUAGUCCCCCUGUAGGGAGAGUCCCAGCCCAGGCUCAAACAAGGACAUUGGCUCAGAUAAAGGCACAGACACGUGCCCGUGCUCAGCAGGCGGCUGCUACAGUUGUGCCUACUACAACUGAGCAACGCCCAGCACCAUCCUUGAGUCCUGCCCUAUCCAAGAAUCAUCCAAAUAUCUUGUUAACCUCCACCGGACGGCCAAAGACACCUUCCAAAACUGCAACCCCUGUUAAGACAGAACCCAAUAAUGGUAUCAAUUUACAAAGAUCAUUGGCUAUAUGUCAGGCUGAAUAUGAGAAAAGUAUUGUGAAAGUGAACAGUCCUGGUCCUGCAACUGGGCCGCAACAGAGCCAAAUGAGUGCCUCAAAACUGCUGUUCUCUCAGUCUGGCAGUCAGUCAGAUCAAAGCGUCCAAUCAGAUGGAGAAGCAAGUCGAUCGACCGCAAGUCCUGCAGCAUCGCUGACCUCGGGAACAGCAUCUCCUACCAGGGUAUUGACGGUCCCAUCAGUCUCUUCAGCUGGGAACACAGAAGGGAAACAGAUUCUGAUUGUGACAUCCAAUAAUUCUUUAGAUCCCAACACGGUGCUGGUUGUGAGUGCUCCCUCCAGCACAGUGGUAACUUGUGCUGGUGCAAACAGUACAAGAACACUGACCAACUCGGUUCAAGCUUCAUCCGCCACUACAGGCAAGGUGUACACCAGUGGGACUUCAUCUGGUGUCCGGUGCGUCCUCACACACGAGAAUCUACGGGCGAUGUUGGCCAGCAGCACGCCUCCUCGAGCCUCUAGCGCUCCGCCUACUCAGAACAAACCAGAAGUUGUGACAAUUGUGAGAUCGGCGAGCGUUGGAGGUGACGCCUCGAAUCAGACGGGAAGCAAUCAGGGAGAAGUAAGCCUCAACUUAAGUUCUGAAGAAGUUAAUUUUUUAUCCAAAGCUGGCACUCCUACUCAAGCAGGUCGUGAAGGGUCUCCACGCUACGUAGUUCGACCUGCUUCUAUUGUGGGGAAAGGCAAUAGUAAGCCCAACCCACAGUCGGUAGUGUCUGGAAGCUUCAGUGUGCAGACUGUCGCCCUUCGAAGCAACCAGACUACUGCGGCUAGCAGUGCCCAGCCAGUGACAUCUUCCAUUGUAUCAAAUAGCGUGGAGACCCAAGUGGCUAACUUACUUGCCAACCCAAAAGUGUCAAUAAUGGCAACAACCUCAGCAAUACCUAAUGUGCAAAUGAUAACCGCUGCUUCAAACAUGACUACCGUGAUGUUGCAGCCGCUUACAUCAACGGCGGUUGGAACGACGGUCACAGCGACUUCCGUGUCUGAAGGCACGCCGACAAUUAAUCCUUCAUCGUGUGCCUGCAGUCUCAAGGCUAUGGUUAUGUGCAAGAAAUGUGGUGCUUUCUGUCAUGAUGACUGCAUAGGUCCGUCUCGGCUCUGUGUUACCUGCCUCAUCACAACAUAACACAGUCUUUACUACGAGUUUGUUAAUUUGUUGACCUAGCACAAUCUGUUUACUAUUGAACCAGGUACACCAGCCCAACAAUACACUACAAGAUCGGAGUGGAGGUGUUAAUGAGCAGUGUACACUCAAGUCUCAUUUCAAUGCACUUUACAUAAUGUCUUUAUGGUUCAUCAUGUUCAACCGUUCUUCAGCAUGGCUUCCUCUAUCCAAAUAAUGUUCAGGACUAUUUUUUAACAAAUGUAGAGUGAGACUGGGACAGUGUGUAGAAUUGAAGUAUGGGUGCAAACACUCUUAAUCGUGACAUAAGCUAAAUAGUGUACGUUGAUCUCAGGGAUGUGGAACUAACAUGUCACAUAUUUUGAAAAAUUCAAAUUUCCAUAGAUCUGAACGGGGCAAGAGUUAUCCAAGGGUCUGCAACUUGCAGUGCAGAGUUGUGUCCCUUAGCAAUGAGGUGGCUUCGAAUUCUUGUUUGGCCUGAUAUUCUUCUUCUUUUUAACCCUGAAAAAUACUUAAAUUCAAAAGAAGAAAAAAAACUUUUGACAAGGGAUUCUAGGAAGACUUUUUCACAAUAAGGUGAAAUGGAAAAACAACCCAUUAUAUUUUGUCACCGCUGUUUGUGGGAAAUGGUGAAUAAUAUGUAUAACAAUCUUUAUUCUAACAGAAACAAAACAAGGAAAUAUCUUCCAUUAUCUUGCCAUGACAAAACUUGUUUGUUUUUCAUUCAUUAGUAAUGGUAAUAAUUUUGACAAUUUAAACCACCUACUUUGAAUUUUUGGUCAAGACUUUUGUAAACCAACUAAUGAUGGCCUAAGGACCAUAUGUAUCCUUAACUUGUGGGUUCCAACCUGCACUACUUGGGAAUUUCUUCUUAGCUGGUCUUACUGGGGAUAAUGUCUCAUUAAUCCACUAAAUCUUCACAUCUUGCUCAAUGUUCAGCUCACUGUUUUAGACCUGUUUGUUAUAAGAAAGACAUAACAAUAACAAUUGAUUGAUUAGCUAGUUAAGCAAAUAUGCGUCUGUAGUAUCAGCGUUAUUAAGUCCUUUCUAUUCAUGAUUAGCUGAAGAACUGAAUUCGAAAUAUUUAUUAGGCCAGGGCCCCGUUCCUCAAAGCGAUCUUAGCACUAAGGUGAUCGUAAGUCCCAUACUUUAACAUAGGUUUGCGAUCAUCGUAGUGCUAAGAUCGCUUUGAGGAACGGGGCCCAGGUAAUGAUAAAAUGCCCUUGUAAUGUUAAAACAUUGCACUAGCCCAGUCCAUGGCUAGUGUUAAGUUCUAACCCUGGUUGACUUUGUCGCAAAAAACAUGAUUAAAAAACAUUCCCUAAUUAAAAAAGUACAAGUUGCCUUUGACUGAACAAGCAUUUUUGUGUAGCGCGUGGAGCAGAUUUACAUUUUAAGAUUUCCACAUCCCUGGUUGUUUUUGCUCUCCCAUGGUCCCAUCACAGUGUGACUACAUGCCAAAAUCAGCUAGGCCCCAUUUCUAGUUAACUCUUUUACUUACAGUAUUGCAGUAGAAAUAGAAAGGCCAUGGAAGAUAUUUAAUAAAAGCGUGUUCCAGUUGUAGGAAGUAUGGUAAACACAAAAAGCUCAAUUUUAUCCAAUAAUAAUAUGGUCAUUAUGAUGAGAUGGUAUCAGCUCUGUCUGUCUAUAGAGGGCUCUUCGUUCCUCCAGUUAAAGUGUCAGUAUCGGGUGUGAUAUUUACAGUACAUCGGUUCCACAAUGACCAAUGCAAGUAAAACAUUUAUGUAACCCAGUAAUUAUUCUAUUAAGUUUAACUUUGAUGAGAAGUUCAAUAUCCAGAAGUAGUGCAUAUGACGAAGAUAUUUUCAUCGUGGCAAGUCUUUCAAACUCAUUUAAGAGUAUUAAGAGUAUAUUUCUUUUAUUUACAAAUAGUUUGCUCGUCAAGCCGAAGACCCUGGUUCGAUUCCCCACAUGGGUAUAAUGUGUGAAGCCCAUUUCUGGUGUGCCCGGCCGUGAUAUUGCUGGAAUAUUGCUAAAAGCGGCGUAAAACCGUUCUCACUCACUAUUUAUAAAUAGUCUUGGGUAUUAAUGUAAGCUGUGGAGACAUGGGUGCCCAGUCAUAAAGAGUGGAGAGUUGUGUCCCUAACAUGCCUAAGGCAGUGCAGAUACAUGCAAUCUUUGGUUGGAAUCCCAGAUUUGACCUGAUUGUUUCCUGCUUAUCUCCAUCCCCCUGUUUGUUUUCACAAUAAUGGUGUUACACCUGCUUCAUUCUAGGAGGGGGUUUUUUCACAUCAAAAUGAACAAGCUGACUCUAUAACUAAAAUUCUGUUCAAAUCAGCGUUCAACCAAACUCACUCACUCAUAUUUUAUGUAUGCACAAGUUAGGUUGAAGGACUACUGACCAUUCUGACAUGACAUAAAUGAUGUGGGGUUUUGUGUAGGUCUUGUAUUUCAAUUUCAUUGUAACAUAAAUGUAUACAUGAAGUUCAGAACAAAAUCUUUUACAUUACCAGGUGUAACAAAUUCGCAAUUCCGGUGAAUCAUCAAUGAUCAUGCAUUAUGAUUAUAAGACCGACAUUGUCAUAAACUGUAGUCAGGAUUUUGUAUUGAUUGCUGUGUCAGGAAUCUGUAUAUUUAAUAUAUACCCCUGUGUUUACUUGAUUACCUUGCCAGGAAUGUAUAUAUUUAAUAUAUACCCCUGUAAUUACUUGAUUACUGCAGUGACAUACCUCAUUCAAGAUUGACCAUGAUUACUACUAGAAAUGAUAUUAAGAUGUAUUAGUCGAUAUCAUGUACCAGUACUUUUGCUCAAACUGGCAAUAUAGGCAUGGAAAUGACUUGUUAGACAUUUUUUGUAAUAUAUAUAUAUAUAUUUUUUAACAAUUAAGACUCAAAUGUAGACAGGUUCUUCUCAAAACGUUUAACUUUCAAUAGUAAAUUGUUAUUAUUUGUUUACAUCCUAACCCGUACAGAUGAUAAACAAUGACAUUUGGCGAUGAGCAUGAAUCAAGUUUCAAGAAAAACUAUUUUCCCAAUAUACUGAACCGUUUGAAAUGAAAUACUAGUAUGUGAUGUUUAUAUUCUGACUUGCUGGGAGGACAAAUGAAUGAAAAAACAAUGCAUUGAAAUGAAGAGACCAUGAGGUUAUUAUGUAAUCUGUUAGGACUGGAAAGAACACACAGACACCUACUUGAUCACUUUGAAAAUGAUGUUAUGCUUUUUCUAAGUUCUGAAACAUGGAGUUUGAUGUAUGUUGCACGGUUGCCAUCAAGUUUUAUCACAAGAAUCAACUGCUGAUAUUGUAUGUGUUUAAUGUUGUCAGCACCUGUUUGUGUACAUGGAUAUAUGUUAAUGUCCUGGAUGACUUAUGGCAGGGAGGUGGUUCGAAAGUGGAAACGUUGUUGCAGUGACUGGUAUGGACCAACAGCUUGAAUGGGUUACUGAGGUAGUGUAGGCAGUCAGGUCAUAUUGAUCAUUUGGUUGCAUGCUAGAAUGGUGGGAGAAAUGACAGCAUUCAAGAAUGGACAAAUUCUGAUUACAAUCAGAAAAUCUCAAAAUAUCGUUAGCCUGUUCGUCAAUACUUCCUAGGUUGUAUAUACUGUUCUUUCUUCACCUAUACAUGCCCAGCAUGACAUUUGCAGAACUUUUCAUAAUAAGGCCUUUGACUAUUUUCUUCAGCAUGAAUGAUACAAACUAAAGUUUCUGAAAGUCUAUAAGCCGAUGCUGUCGUUGCCUGAAGGUGUGCUUACUGCCAUAUCAACCCUAUUUGUUAGUCUCUGAAUUAUUUCAAGGGCAGUUUUUUUCGAAUAAAAUCAAGCACCAUUAUUAUCAGCAAAAUAUUUUCAAAAUAACCUCAAGUAUAAAGUUAUUUGUGUCCAUUGUUUCCCUUGCCAGCAUCUUAGCAAAGUCAUUCAGUUCACUCAGGAGUGAUCAACACACCUUGACUAUUUGAAGGCAUAGCAAGGUAUUCCUUAUCUUAUUAAGUGUGUUAUAUACUACUCAAAAGAAGUUAAAGAACACCCAUUUCUUCCAUAUUACAAAAGUUGAUCUGUCAUGCCAUGGCAGAUUAACUAUAGUCAUGUGAAAGAGUUGGGUGUUCUUUAACUUCUUUGUGUAGUAAAUAUCAGUGAGACACCUAGCUUGAUAUACAAAUACAAUUAUUGUAUGACAAUAUUUACAUGGAAGAGGUAAUGCCCUGAAAUGAUUGAAGAACAGUAUUUGAUUAAGUCAACCCUUCAUAAUCCGUCUGACAUAUGCCUAGUAGCAUUAUAACAGUGCCACAUCACACACAGCAUCAUGCCUGUCACGCUCCCAAUGUGUACCAGUGUCAUACAGUGUGUACUGAGUGUCAUACAGUGUGUACUGAGUGUCAUUCAGUGUGUACUGAGUGUCAGGCAGUGUGUACGGAGUGUCAUGCAGUGUGUACUGAGUGUCAUACAGUGUGUACCAGUGUCAUGCAGUGUGUACUGAGUGUCAGGCAGUGUACUGAGUGUCAUGCAGUGUGUACUGAGUGUCAUGCAGUGUGUACUGAGUGUCAUGCAGUGUGUACUGAGUGUCAGGCAGUGUGUACUGGGUGCCAUACAGUGUGUACUGAGUGUCAUGCAGUGUAUUGAGUGUCAUACAGUGUGUACUGAGUGCCAUACAGUGUGUACUGAGUGUCAGACAGUGUGUACUGAGUGUCAGGCAGCGUGUACUGAGUGUCAAACAGUGUGUACUGAGUGUCAUACAGUGUGUACUGAGUGUCAUGCAGUGUACUGAGUGUCAUACAGUGUGUAUUGAGUGUCAUGCAGUGUACUGAGUGUCAUGCAGUGUAUGCAGUGUACUGAGUGUCAUGCAGUGUACUGAGUGUCAUGCAGUGUACUGAGUGUCAUGCAGUGUACUGAGUGUCAUGCAGUGUGUACUGAGUGUCAUGCAGUGUGUACUGAGUGUCAUGCAGUGUACUGAGUGUCAUGCAGUGUGUACUGAGUGUCAGGCAGUGUGUACUGUGUCAUACAGUGCGUACCAGUGUCAUACAGUGUGUACUGAGUGUCAGGCAGUGUACUGAGUGUCAUGCAGUGUGUACUGAGUGUCAUGCAGUGUGUACUGAGUGUCAUGCAGUGUACUGAGUGUCAUGCAUUGUACUGAGUGUCAUGCAGUGUGUACUGAGUGUCAUGCAGUGUACUGAGUGUCAUGCAGUGUGUCCUGAGUGCCAUGCAGUGUGUACUGAGUGUCAGGCAGUGUACUGAGUGUCAUACAGUGUGUACUGAGCGUCAUACAGUGUGUACUGAGUGCCAUACAGUGUGUACUGAGUGUCAUACAGUGUGUACUGAGUGUCAUACAGUGUGUACUGUGUGUCAUGCAGUGUACUGAGUGUCAUACAGUGCGUACUGAGCGCCAGGCAGUGUGUACUGAGUGUCAUGCAGCAUACCGGGAUGUCCUGAAGCUUUUUUUAAGAGUCAUACAUCACACACGAUGCAGUGUGUAUUCAGUGUCAUGAAUUACAUUCCCUCUACACAAAUCUCUUAGUUUUCCACUUUUAAGGUCGUUUAACACAUAUCCUAGUACAGAAACGUUGGGUAUGGAUUAUAGAGAGAUAUGACUGAGGUGUAGUCAAGUAAUUUCAGAGAUACUUCAUCUUCCUACAACAGCCACAUGGGCCUCACUGAGAUAAUAGAUUUGGCUAUGGCCUUUACAGUUAGCUCCUGAACUAAGCUGCCUUUGGUGAGUGGUUCAUUGCAGUAUUCCAAGGCAUUAUUUAUCCUAUAUGUUGUAACUUUGUAGCUUGUUUGACAGGGAAAGCCACAGACACAUUUCAGAGAAGGCAAAAUGACACCUUUCAAAACAGUGCUUCAGUAAAGCUGGGUUAAUGCCAAACAGGGACUGGCAGGAUACAUGUGAGGUUGACAUGAGUCAUGAACUUCAGUUGGAGAUGUUUUUAUUUAAGGAUGAACUUAAGCUAGCCUAGGAUGGAAGACGGCUAUCAUUCAAGGUUCUAAUUCCAAACUAGGAUGGUUACGUUCUGUGCAGAUGUUGUGCAUGUUCUGUACAUGGUGAGUGAGUGUUCUGGGUGUCUCAGAUUGUGUACAUGUAUACAUUCAGGCAAUCUCAGGGUCUGCCACACACAUAUAUGCAUUUAAACCCAUACCUUUCCUCAGCAGACAUACUAUGGUGUCAUGGGCGGGGAUGGGCAGAAUCGUUUUGUCAGUUUUGAAUAUUAUCCAUCAAUAUUCAAUUUGAGUAUUUCCAAACUGACCUGUUUGAAAAGUGACAAUAUUUUGUGUUUUCAAGAAAAGUGAACACUUUUUAGAUUUAAAAAUAUUUCAUUACAGGAUGUUGAAUACUGUAAAGAUGUGAUACUCAUAUUUUCAUUCCAUUUCAAGAUAGAAUUCUGGCACAUAUAAAGUAUGUUAUUGGUGGAAUGUCAUGAAAAAAAAUAUGUGUGUUAUUCAAAAUUGGACUUUAAUUUCUCUAAUCACUGUAUUACAAGUUUACUGGAGGGAGAAAUGGGUUCUGUUGUGAGGAUUAUGAUACAAGUAAUGUGGUAAUGAAGACAGACAGGCAUUAAGGGGAUAUGAUGAAGAUGCUGUUGUUGCAUCCCAGCCUGUGACCCAUGUAGGGUGUUGUACCUGUACUUAUUGUACAUUUGUAUGUUUCCAUAGCAACAGUGCUGUUACCAUUUUCUGUGAAUAUGUCCAUGAGUGUAUAUAUUCUAUAAACAUGCUGUAAAUUCUCUCGUUUUUUCAUUCAUGAAUUCCUGUUGAAAGUCUACACACUUACAUGACAAAUGCAUUGAGGUGACAAAUAUGUUCUCAAAAUCAGAAUUCUCCAUAGGGAUCUUAUAUUUCAUGCCAUUACCUCACACAUUUUGUUUUUGCUUAAAAAUGGAUACAAUGUCAGUUCCUAAAUUUCCAUUUAUUCAUUUCGCAUAUAAGAAUUACCAAAAGUGAAAUUUGAUAAUUUAAGCCUUACUCUAUUAUUGUUUGAUAGUCAUUACUUAAAAGUUGACGGAUGUCAAAGUAGACACAAUUUAUGUAUAACAAUUUCUUUAUUUACUGUAAAGGCGGCGUUUCGGUAUAGAUCCUUUGUCUAGCUUGGCAACAAUAUAAGGAUCUAUUCCGAAACAUGGCCGUUACAGUAAUUAAAGAAGUUGUUAUUCAUAUAUUGUGUCAACUUUACUCUUUUAUGUUAUUCGAGCCAUUGUUUAGUGUUGAUAGUGUUCGCAAACUUAUGUAGCCAGGUUUGAUCAAAUGUUAUUGAAAGAGAGGUAAUGAAAAUUAUCUCUGCUGUACUAAUUAAUGUGAAACCCUAUGGAGAAUGAUGUGUUGAGUAUCUGGCCCAUAGCCUUUUGCUGUACCACCUUUGAUCAGUGAACAGGUAAUGAAACACAUCCCUGCAUAAGCCAAUCAAAUGCCUUGCACAGAUAUUUGUUUGCCCAAUCAAAAGAAGCCUUUCAAAAGAGGCAGGUUACAUACAGCAAUGCUACAGCUGCUUAAUAUAUUAACGUUUUAGCAGGAAGUGUUUGAAAUUGGUGAUAUCGUUCCUCCUCAAAGGAAUUUAUUGAAGUUUGUAGAUUUAAACUGACAAGAAUUCAGGAAUGUUGUUUUUGUGCUAUAUGUUUCUUAUAAAUGUAAAUAGUUAUUUAUUUUCAUAGUUGAAGUAAGGGAAAUGUUGAGACACGUUCAUGGUCUGGACUAUGAAAUUGAUAUUGUUUGAAUGUUGAGUAGGCCUUAAUUCAUAUCCAAUAUUUUUGAAGACAAAAUUCUUCUCUUUAUUCCUUCAGCCGUCAUGUUUCAAAUGAAAUAUUUUGUCUCCAAAAUAGACAAUGCUCUUAUUAAAUAAUUUCUGCUAUCCAUGCUGUGUGCAGGGAUUGUAUUACUGAAAGUAACAAGACAAACUUACCUGAGAUAAAUAAGCAGUGAUAAGUGGACAAGUUACUUCACUACAAAUGUUGUCUAUGAUUCUCAUUGAUACAUGCACCACCUCCCACAGUACUGAAAUCAUGCAUGAAAACAUAUAGUUCAAAAUCUUGUUUGCCAAUAGGAAAUAGGAAAUUGCCAUCUCAUAUAUUUGUGAUUUUUUAACAAACAUCAUUUUAGUUUUUUUCUGUUGAUAUCAGCUUACUUAAAUUGUUCAUGGCAUUUGCUUUGAGGAAUUGAAUACAUGGUAUGUAACUCAUUAAAUAAACUAAUAUGUGUACAAAUUUGUACACGUUUAAUCAAAUUACUGGAAUACACUAUGAGCUUGUAUGCAGGCAUUGUAAGAAAGGAGUCUGAGGGUCUAUAGGCUUAUUUAAUACAGAGAGUUCAGAAUGCCUGAAUAAUGUGCAGACAUUUCUACAUUUCUAGACUACUACACAAACUUAUGAACAGAUUGUUGUUGUUUUUCAGUCUUUAUUUUCUGAAUGCAAAUAAAAUAAGUAUUAGUGUAGAAUGUGCUCCAUAGUGACUCAAUGAAAUACAGCAUUAGUCAACACACAUGAACUGACAUAGAACACAGAGGUUAUCAUGCGAGUGUGGUUUGGGAUGGGAAAUAUCCAGUAUUGGGAAUAAACAUUGUAUCUUGCGAGCCUUGUUGAAAGCAUCGGUUCACCCGCUAGAGUAAAAGUCGAAGAGACAUCAUGUUUGUUUGGAGCCUGCCUGCCCUGUCUUAUCGUUUCCCAAGUUAAGAGUCUGGUGUACACACAGCAACAAAAUGAAACAAGGUAACAAUUCACUGAUAUUUCGGCAAAAUCGAACUGUUUGAAAUUGGGUAAAAGACCCCGAGCCGAAGAGGUCUACAAUCACAGAUAUGGAGGCUGAUGCUAGUGUCUUCGCUAAAUUGUUCUGCAGUUUGUAUCUCCAAAGUUGCCAAAUCUUUCAAAUGCCUCAGUUACCUCCCAGUUAGACAUUGAUUUUCAGUAUCUUAGACUAUUGUUUUGACUAUAAUAAUUAUCACAGUAGCUUCUGGGGAUGGUAAUUCUGACUUGAUUGACAAGGGCGAUGCCAUGUUUGUUAGUAAGCACUGAAAGUAGUACCUACCUGACCUUUCAUAUUUGCAUCUUUAUCAGUUUAUGACCCCAAUGGAUACCAUUUUUAUCCAUUGGCUUUAUCCUGCCAAGAAACCUACCCAUUAUAUGAUUAAUUAUUAUAUGGUCCCUCAGAAGCAUCUCCUGAAUUGUAACAUUUUUAGAAACUAAAAUGGAUAAAUUUUUAAAGUAGAUUCUGUUUAGUUAUUUUUAGUAAGAUUAGUUGAAAAAAGGUGGUUAUAACAAUUAAUCCCAUUUCAAAAAUAGAAUUUAUUUCAUCAAUCGAUGUAUGAUAUUGACAUAUUUAUGUUCAUUUCAUAUUAUUACAGCGGACACACACUCUUCAUUGAUGUUGUACAAUAGAUAUUUAUGUUAAGAACUUGUGAUCUCAAAGGGGUUAAGUGAAAAUACUUUUUGUCAAAAUAUUUUUAGAUGUGUAUAAAGUUUUCUGUUUGGGGAAUACAUGUAUGUGUCCAGUAUCGUGAAAAUAAUUAGUUUCCGGUUGCAAUGUAGAAUUUAAAAAUUAGGUUCCAAAAAUAAAGUCACAAGUAACUUCAAACUGAACAGGAUUAAUAUUUUCCCUGUAUUUUAAGUUUAAGUAAAUUGCAGGUUUUGAAAGAUUUUCAGCAAAGUGUGUAUAUUUUAUGGUAAACUAUUUUGGGGAUUUGUCAUAUUUUAUUAUUUUGAGAGUUGCUUUUCAGAGUUUGUUUAAUUCCAAUGAUUCCAAUGCUGUACAAAGAGUUCACGUUUUGUGAGUUGGGUAAUCACACAACAUGAGAUGUUGAUAUUUUUGCUGCAACGUUACAGGAUUGUGUGGUGUACUGUACAUAAAAUUACAGUUUUGAGUGACAUGUUUCUACACACUUUAGCAACGUGUAUCAAAAAUGUCAAAAUAAAUUUUUAUCAUAA